GAGCCCAAAGUGGGGAGCCAGAGAGGGGGGAGCGCUGCCAUUGGCAGGACCCUCAACAGCCUGGAGAGGGGCAGGGGGGACUCCUUGGAGCUCCUGCAGCCCAGAGCAGAGAAUGAGGGGAGAAGGGACCCUGGGACCCGAAAAACCCCUGGCAUCCCUAAAUGGGGAGACCGAGGAGGGGGAAACAUUUCGGAUUCCUGUGAUUCACAGCAGCCUGGGGAGGACAGGGACCGAGGAGAAGGGAGACCCACAAUACGAGUGUGACACUGAACAGCUGGGACAGGGAGGAAUCCCCAAAGACCAAAGUGGAGAGACCAGAGAUGGGGAUCUCCUGGGAGAGUUUUCAGGGAUGAAUCUUGGUAUUCUGGAGGAUUCCAUGGACCCCAGAUGCUCGGUGACUUCCAGAGAUGGACUUGGGCAGAGAGACCUUCAAACUCGACAUGCUCAUCCCUUGUUUUCCCCCAAACCAGGAUUUCCCAUUUCCAACCCUUGGCUGGAUGGAGAAGGCGGGUGCAAGGACGAGGAAGAUGCCACGGGACACCCAGGCAGACAAGGAGCUGCAGAUGGAGGCCAGGGAGGAGAAAUCCCCGUGGCAGAACCUUGUGGAAGAGGCCGUUUUGUGCAGCUCCACAGCACAGGAAUCAAAGGGGAAAGAAAAUCCCCGGAGACCCCACACAAGGAGGGGCUGCAAACGUAGAUUGCAGAGAUCUGAGGAGGAAAGACCCAACCUGGGCCAGGAAGGUGGCCAGAAAUCGGGCCAGAGCUUGGACCUUGUGGUCCAUGACCAGCUUCAUGAUGGGGACAAGCCCCACAAGUGCUUGGAGUGUGGGAAGAGCUUCAGCUGGAGCUCCAGCCUGAUUCAGCACCAGAGGACCCACACAGGGGAACGGCCAUUUGAGUGUGGGGAAUGUGGGAAGAGCUUCAGAGUCAGCUUCAGCCUGAUCCGCCACCAGAUUAUCCACACUGGAGAACAGCCCUACGAGUGUGGGGAAUGUGGGGAGAGCUUCAGCCGGAGCUCCACCCUGAUCCGUCACCAGGUGAUCCACACUGGGGAGAGGCCCUACGAGUGUGAUCAAUGCAGGAAGAGGUUUAAGCUAAGCUUUAGUCUCCUGGUGCACCGCACGCACACCGAUGAGAAGCCCUUCCACUGCUCCGACUGUGGGAAGGGCUUCAGGCAAAACUCCCAUCUUGUCAGGCACCGGCGCAUCCACACUGGGGAACGGCCCCACGAGUGUGAGGAAUGUGGGAUGAACUUCAGCCGGAGCUCCCACCUGAUCCGCCACCAGAGGAUCCACACUGGGGAGCGGGCCUACGAGUGUGGGGAAUGUGGGAAGAGCUUCAGAGAGAGCACCAACCUGAUCCAGCACCGGAACAUCCACACUGGAGAAAGGCCCUACAAGUGUAGGGAAUGUGGGAAGGGUUUCAGCCAGCGUGCCAACCUGGUCCAGCACCAGAACAUCCACACCGGGGAGAGGCCCUAUAAGUGUUCAGAGUGUGGGAAGGGGUUUCGGAUCAGCUCACAUCUCCUCGUGCACCAUCGGAUUCACACAGAGGAGAGGCCCUUCCGCUGCCCCGACUGUGGGAAGGGCUUCAUGUACAACUCUCACCUCAUCAACCACCAACGGAUUCACUCAGACGAGAGGCCCUUCCGCUGCCCCGACUGCGGGAAGGGCUACAAGCACAAUUCCACCCUGAUGACCCACCGGCGCAUCCACACCGGAGAGAGGCCGUACAAGUGUUCCCAGUGUGGGAAGAGCUUCUCACAGCGCUCAGCCCUGACUGAGCACCGACGGAGGCACCGCUAAGGGAAGCCCUGCGAGUGCCCCGAUUUCAGGAA
This is a messenger RNA of Pyrgilauda ruficollis (rufous-necked snowfinch), 1837 nucleotides long. Its product is annotated as zinc finger protein 883-like. The record is from RefSeq and is a predicted model, not a curated record. NCBI's taxonomy places the organism in Eukaryota, Metazoa, Chordata, Aves, Passeriformes, Passeridae. Gene Ontology annotation, molecular function: DNA-binding transcription factor activity, RNA polymerase II-specific; RNA polymerase II cis-regulatory region sequence-specific DNA binding. Gene Ontology annotation, biological process: regulation of transcription by RNA polymerase II.